Messenger RNA from Euleptes europaea (tarantolino), 3837 nucleotides. It is a transcript of the gene SIN3A, whose product is annotated as SIN3 transcription regulator family member A. Bases 37 to 3837 code for a protein of 1266 amino acids. The transcript has 20 exons. Gene Ontology annotation, cellular component: chromatin. Lineage: Eukaryota; Metazoa; Chordata; Lepidosauria; Squamata; Sphaerodactylidae. The record is from RefSeq and is a predicted model, not a curated record. Gene Ontology annotation, biological process: negative regulation of transcription by RNA polymerase II. Gene Ontology annotation, molecular function: transcription corepressor activity.
CAGGUUUUGUAGGGCUUUCCUGAGCAUGAGUUCAGAAUGAAGCGGCGAUUGGAUGAACAGGAGUCACCGGUCUAUGCGUCGCAGCAGAGACGUAUCGCCAGCAACCCGGAGCCUUUCCAACACCAGCAUCGCGUGCUCGCUCCAGCGCCUCCUGUAUAUGAGUCUGUUUCGGAGACCAUGCAGUCCGCUACUGGAAUCCAGUACUCUGUAACUCCCAGCUACCAGGUGUCAACGGUGCCACAGAGCUCUAGCAGUCAUGGGCCCGCGCUAGCCACUGUCCACAGCGGGCAUCAUCACGCUGCCCCAGUCCAGCCCCAUGGAAGCCAGGUGGUGCAGGGUCAUGCCCAUCCAACACCUCCAGCAGCGCCAGUGCAGGGGCAGCAGCAGUUCCAAAGGCUUAAGGUGGAGGAUGCCCUCUCCUACCUUGACCAGGUGAAACUGCAGUUUGGUAGCCAGCCUCAAGUCUACAACGACUUCUUGGAUAUCAUGAAGGAGUUCAAAUCUCAAAGCAUCGACACUCCAGGCGUGAUCAGCCGUGUGUCUCAGCUGUUCAAGGGCCACCCAGACCUGAUCAUGGGCUUCAACACCUUCCUGCCUCCCGGCUACAAGAUCGAAGUGCAGACCAACGACAUGGUGAAUGUGACCACCCCAGGGCAGGUUCACCAGAUCCCCACUCACGGCCUCCAGCCCCAGCCGCCGCCUCAGCCACCGCAUCCCUCCCAGCCUUCAGCGCAGUCGGCCCCGACUCCCGCCCAGCCGACCCCGCAGCCUCCCCCUGCCAAGAUCAGUAAGCCGUCCCAGCUGCAAGCUCAUACGCCAACCAGCCAGCAGACUCCUCCGCUUCCCUACGCCUCGCCUCGCUCCCCACCGGUGCAGCCCCACACGCCUGUGACAAUCUCCAUCGGGACCACGCCGUCCCUCCAGAAUAACCAGCCCGUUGAGUUCAAUCACGCCAUCAACUACGUCAACAAGAUCAAGAAUCGGUUCCAAGGGCAGCCGGACAUUUACAAGGCUUUCCUGGAGAUCCUCCACACUUACCAGAAAGAGCAGCGGAAUGCCAAGGAAGCAGGCGGCAACUACACGCCGGCUCUGACCGAGCAGGAGGUGUAUGCCCAGGUGGCCCGCCUAUUCAAGAACCAGGAGGAUCUGCUUUCGGAAUUUGGGCAGUUCUUGCCGGACGCAAACAGCUCCGUGUUGCUGAGCAAAACCACUGCAGAGAAAGUGGAGUCUGUGAGGAAUGACCACGGGGGCACGGUGAAGAAGCCCCAACUCAACAGCAAGCAGCAGAGACCUAACCAGAACGGCUGCCAGAUCCGGCGGCAUGCCACCCCUGGAACGACCCCUCCAGUAAAGAAAAAACCAAAGCUGCUUAAUUUGAAGGACCAGUCCUUGGCAGACGCCAGCAAGCAUGGUGUGGGGACCGAGUCUUUGUUCUUCGACAAGGUGCGCAAGGCUCUCCGCAGCACAGAAGCGUACGAGAAUUUUCUCCGUUGUCUGGUCAUUUUUAAUCAGGAGGUGAUAUCCCGAGCCGAGCUGGUACAGCUGGUUUCUCCGUUUUUGGGGAAGUUCCCAGAGCUGUUCACUUGGUUUAAGAACUUCCUGGGCUACAAAGAAUCUGCACACCUGGAGCCCUUUCCGAAGGAACGGGCGACGGAAGGGAUAGCUAUGGAGAUAGACUACGCCUCUUGCAAGAGGCUGGGCUCCAGCUACCGAGCCUUGCCAAAAAGCUACCAACAGCCCAAGUGUACCGGUCGGACUCCGUUGUGUAAGGAGGUUCUGAAUGACACCUGGGUCUCCUUCCCUUCAUGGUCUGAGGAUUCCACCUUUGUGAGCUCCAAGAAGACCCAGUACGAAGAGCACAUCUACCGAUGUGAGGACGAACGAUUCGAGCUGGACGUCGUUUUGGAGACCAACCUGGCGACCAUCAGAGUCCUCGAGACGAUACAGAAGAAACUCUCCCGCUUAUCGGCGGAGGAGCAGGCCAAAUUCCGGCUGGACAAUACAUUGGGGGGCUCUUCGGAGGUUAUUCACCGCAAGGCGUUGCAGAGGAUAUAUGCCGAUAAGGCAGCCGAUAUUAUCGACGGGCUUAGGAAGAAUCCAGCUGUUGCAGUCCCUAUCGUGUUGAAAAGGUUAAAAAUGAAAGAGGAGGAAUGGCGAGAAGCCCAGAGGGGUUUCAACAAAGUGUGGCGGGAACAGAACGAAAAGUACUACCUGAAAUCCCUCGACCACCAAGGGAUCAACUUCAAGCAGAACGACACCAAGGUCUUAAGAUCGAAGAGCCUGCUCAGCGAGAUCGAAAGUAUUUACGACGAGAGGCAGGAGCAGACGUCUGAAGACAACACCGGCCCUCACCUGUCACUGGCCUACGAGGACAAGCAGAUCCUGGACGAUGCCGCCUCUCUGAUCAUCCACCACGUCAAGCGGCAGACGGGCAUCCAGAAGGAGGACAAGUACAAGAUUAAGCAGAUCAUGUACCACUUCAUCCCUGACCUGCUCUUUGCUCAGCGGGGCGAGCUGUCCGAUGUGGAGGAGGAGGAAGAGGAGGAGAUGGACGUGGACGAGGGCUCCGGGGCCGUGAAGAAGCACAACGGCGUCGGGGGCAGCCCCCCCAAGGCCAAGUUGCUCUUCAGUAGCAUGGCCGCCCAGAAGCUGCGCGGGAUGGAUGACGUCUACAACCUCUUCUGCGUCAACAACAACUGGUACAUCUUCCUGCGGCUCCACCAGAUCCUGUGCUUGCGGCUGCUGCGGAUAUACUCCCAGGCCGAGCGGCAGAUCGAAGAGGAGAACCGGGAAAGGGAGUGGGAGCGGGAAGUGCUGGGAGUCAAGCGAGACAAGAGCGACAGCCCGGCCAUCCACUUGCGGUUGAAGGAACCCAUGGAUAUCGAUGUGGAAGACUACUACCCUGCUUUCCUGGAGAUGGUGCGGAACCUGCUGGACGGUAACAUGGACUCUUCUCAGUAUGAGGAUUCUCUUCGGGAGAUGUUCACCAUCCAUGCCUACAUUGCCUUCACCAUGGACAAGCUGAUUCAAAGCAUUGUUCGACAGCUUCAGCACAUAGUGAGCGACGAGAUCUGCGUGCAGGUGACGGAGCUCUACCUGUCGGAGAACGCCAACGGAGCCACGGGGGGCCUUUUGUCCUCGCAGUCCUCUCGUUCCCUGGUGGAGAUGGCCUACCAGCGCAAAGCUGAGCACCUCAUGCAAGACGAGAACUGUUUCAAGCUGAUGUUCAUCCAGAGCAGAGGCCAGGUUCAGCUAACCAUCGAGCUGCUGGACACAGAAGAAGAGAACUCAGAUGACCCCGUCGAAGCCGAGCGUUGGACUGACUACGUCGAUCGGUAUGUCAAUUCCGAUUCUACCUCGCCUGAACUGCGGGAACAACUGGCCCAGAAACCAGUAUUUCUGCCCAGGAACCUGAGGCGGAUCCGCAAGUGCCAGCGAGGCCGGGAGCAGCAGGAGAAGGAAGGGAACAGUAAGAAGCCCUUGGACAAUGUGGAGAGCUUAGACAAGCUGGAGUGUAAAUUUAAGCUCAACUCCUAUAAGAUGGUGUAUGUGAUCAAAUCGGAGGAUUACAUGUACCGGAGGACCGCCCUGCUGCGCGCUCAUCAGUCCCACGAAAGGGUGAGCAAGAGACUGCACCAGAGGUUCCAGGCCUGGGUGGACGCGUGGACCAAGGAGCACGUGACCCGGGAAAUGGCCGCCGAAACCAGCAAGUGGCUGAUGGGCGAAGGGCUGGAAGGCCUGGUCCCAUGCACCACCACCUGCGACGCGGAAGACCUGCACUUUGUCAGCAUCAACAAGUACCGCGUCAAAUACGGCACAACAUUCAAGACGCCCUAA